AGGGCUCCAAGUGCAGUUGUGUCUUCAGUAGACUUGCGAUCCCCGUUCCCUUCUGACGCCAUGGGUUGCUCUAGCUCCAAGACUUCCAAGGCUGCCAAGCCCCAGGAAGCUGUGUAUGCAGCUCCCAGGGCCGAACAAGCCGAACAAACCGAACAAACCCAGCCUGCAGUUGAGAGCACAGAGGCUGCAGUUGAGGCAGUUGAGGCAGUUGAGACCAAGGAAGCAACGGAGGUGACAGCUGAGCAGCCUGUCCCCACAGAAGCCAAGGAGGAUGAGGAGAAAGUCGACGUUGAAGAAGCGGAGAAAGCCAUUGGCGAACUGAAAGAAGCAGAGCUGAAGACGUCGCAUGUCGAAGUAAAGCCUGAGAAGGCUGAGGAUACUGAGACAGUCACCACUGCUACCAAGGAAGACUCACCAAGGCUCCUUGAUGUCAAAGUUGAAGCAGCUGAGACCCAGACCGGUCCAUGUGUUUGCGGCAGCUUGUGGUGAGUCCGGCCCUAAUUCGAGAAUAUUCAAGGCACAUGCGACGUCAUGUGCCGACUCUUGGUGCCUGCAGAGGUCUCGGAAGUAGACGUUUGCCGGCGAGACUCAAGGAUGUUUGUGCAGAGAUUGAUCCGAUCUCAGCAUUCUGCUAUCGCGACGAAUGCGAACAGUGUCAAAACAGCAGAGGAAGACUCGUAGUCCUAGGAAUUGUGAAUGUUGUCUCCGCGUGUAGAUUGGACACAGUCCCAGAUCAAGAUCUGACACAUGGACAGUGCAG
This is a messenger RNA of Cladocopium goreaui, 760 nucleotides long. Lineage: Eukaryota; Dinophyceae; Suessiales; Symbiodiniaceae. The record is from the annotation of a GenBank genome assembly.